Culicoides brevitarsis is the source of this 1266-nucleotide messenger RNA. RefSeq names its product chromosomal protein D1 (gene D1). NCBI's taxonomy places the organism in Eukaryota, Metazoa, Arthropoda, Insecta, Diptera, Ceratopogonidae. Gene Ontology annotation, molecular function: DNA binding. The record is from RefSeq and is a predicted model, not a curated record. The transcript is spliced from 2 exons. The coding region runs from base 79 to 1152 and encodes 357 amino acids.
CUCGACUCCAUGAAGAUUUAAGUACCGUCAUAAUUUUUAAUUAAAUUCCAUUCAAAUAUCGCAUUUCAACCGAGCAAGAUGGAUACAAGUGUCGAGGAACAAAACUCGCCAACCGAAUGUUGCAUCGCGUGUCUCACAAAAGACGAGAACAAGCUCUCAAACGCAAAUGCCGCCGGCUUGCUUAAGGAUUUCCUGCCCCAGCGCAAUUUGUCACAUUUAUUCAAGUACAUUCCGGCUCAAUUGUGCACCGAAUGCCUCACGCAGAUGGAAUCCCACAUCAACUUCAAGCUUUGCGUCGAAAAUUCCAUACAAGAGUUGGAGAAUGGUUUGCCAGACAAGCCCAAGGGACGCGGUCGCCCAAAGAAGCCCGAGGGUGAAAAGAAAGCAAAACCCUUGCAAAAUGGCAAUCACGGGCGUCGAGGACGUCCCCGCAAAUCGGAUUUGGAGCCGAAAGACGACUAUGAGGACGAAUCGGAGCGCUCCACAGCAAAUGCCGGGGAUUCGCCACCGAAAGCGAAGGGCAAACGUGGAAGACCCGUUGGAUGGCGCAAAUCGACAAAUGGCGACACUUCGAUGGGAAAUGGUUCAACUCCGGGACGUGGGCGCGGACGCCCUCCAAAACAUAUCGAUGACGACUCCAGCAACGAGGGCAAUUUCUCACCGGCACCAAAAUCCACCGGAAAACGCGGACGUCCCGUAGGAUGGCGCAAAUCAACUUCGGAUUCGAAUGUCAAAAUCAAGAUUGCCGUCCCAGGGAGCAGUGGUCGCAAAGCUGGGCGUCCCCGUAAAUCCGAAACUGCUUACAACGAUGGCGACGACAACGAAGACGAUUCUUCCUCCAAUGAGUUGCAAGAUGACGAAGAUGGAAAGCGUAAACGCAAAACUCUUUAUUUUGACAUUGACAGCGAUGAUUCCGAUGCUUUGGUAGCCAAGAAGAAGAAGGCAGCUUCGACUUCGGGUGGUUCUUCGUCGGGCAAGAAACGUGGGCGCCCAAAGAAAGUCGAUGACGAGGAGAAAGAUGCUGACGUUGAACAGGCUCCAUCGGUUCCAGAUCCUCUUGCUACCCCGGAAAAGGACGAAGAAGAAGAAGAAGAGGAGGAGGAGGAAGCAGCAGACAAUGCCGAGAGUGAAAAGAUUCCUUCGUAUUUUUAAAAGCAUAAAAUUUGCUUGAUUUUCAACUUUUUUGAUUAGAACUUUAAUAUUUCCUUAUUUCUGUUGUAAAAACUGACACAUUCGAUGAAAAAUUGAAAAAUAUCCUAAAUUUAA